AUGACCAUGAACGGCCGUCAGGUAGUUUCUUGGGGUAUCAAGUCGCAUGCCACCCAGAGCCAGAUCGUUAGUCAUGCUCUGUACGAGCCUGAUACCAAGUGGCAUUAUCGAGAGUGUGGCGUCACUUAUAAGCGUGAAGGCAUUGAGAAACGUUUCUUUCACUUCACGCCGCGCUCCGAAACCUCCGCUGCCAUGGAUGGCGGCCUUAUCGACCUGCAGAUUUUCCGAUCCUACGGACGAAGGAAGAGGGCGCCUCAACUUGAUGACUUUCGCAGUCAAGAUCAAUAUGGUAUCACAUCACCAACCGGCGGCCUCGUGGAGUCGCCUCAAGAUCUCACAUUUUACGACUGGGUCCUCGUCGACCCUGUUGACUCUCCGUUCGCCACAUUCCGCUUCUUCUACCGCACUUGGGAAAACCUGAAGGCAUUGAAUUUGGUCUCUGAGGCGCAUUAUGAGGAACUUAUGGCUUCAAAUACACAAAGUGGACAGCUGCCUAACAGACCAAAGACCCCAAAUCACAAUGAGACUGAAAGCUAUCCUCGAACCCAUCUGAGACCAUUUGGCCUCGAAUCUCUUGACGGCCUGGUCUUUGAGGACAGUAACACAAAUCGGGACAAGACGAGGGACAGGCAGAGCUCGACUGUCGAGAGAGACUUCUACCUUGAAAUACCACCCAAGCUCGCUCCUCCGGCGCUGCCCUCGACCAGGAUGCCUCAACCCAGCAAGCUAGCGCGAGAGAUUCGGAAGAUUUCGGACCCUCUUCGACCUCUGCCAAUGCUUCCUGAUUUUGAGCCAUCCAUCCGCAGGCAGUCAUUAGAAUCAACGAGGGCACCUUCAGUCACGCCAUCGCUCUUACCGUACAUUGACGAGUCGAGUGGUGGCGACGAGUUUGAGCUCGGGGUCGCCAGACAGAGCUCCCUGAGACGGAUUCUCGACGUCCUCUCCCAUCUCCUCCCCGAGCACUUCCAGCGUCUUCAUCCGACUACGACAUGA
Molecule: messenger RNA, 993 nt
Organism: Colletotrichum fioriniae
Lineage: Eukaryota; Fungi; Ascomycota; Sordariomycetes; Glomerellales; Glomerellaceae
Source: RefSeq, a predicted model, not a curated record